Leucoraja erinaceus (little skate) is the source of this 3546-nucleotide messenger RNA. RefSeq names its product mesenchyme homeobox 2a (gene meox2a). The transcript has 3 exons. Lineage: Eukaryota; Metazoa; Chordata; Chondrichthyes; Rajiformes; Rajidae. The coding region runs from base 686 to 1588 and encodes 300 amino acids. The record is from RefSeq and is a predicted model, not a curated record. Gene Ontology annotation, cellular component: nucleus. Gene Ontology annotation, biological process: positive regulation of transcription by RNA polymerase II. Gene Ontology annotation, molecular function: DNA-binding transcription factor activity, RNA polymerase II-specific; RNA polymerase II cis-regulatory region sequence-specific DNA binding.
AAGCCUCUUGGUUUUAAAGCUCCAGUCAGACUUAAAGCUCACGCUAGUUCUUGCGACCCUGAUUGACAACCACAGGUUUCUCCGAACCCCCUCCGCUCCGUUCCCCGAGGUACAAACGUUCUGGACAUCUGAAGGUGCCAAGAAUUUUUUUUUUGGAAAAAGCGCAGCUCGCCUCGUCUUCCACCUCACCCGUUAAUUACAAGCGCGACAAGUUUUACAUUCGCCGGCAGCAAAUCAAAACAAAUCUCGCGCAAUGCAAAAAAGAAGGCUCCCUUAACUUUGAGAGAAGUUGUUUCUCUUUCUCUACGCCUGCGAAUUUCCGGUCGUUAAUUGCCAUGAUUUAUAGGGCCGAUUUUUUUUUUGGAGGUAGCUUCACAUGUGGUUGGGACCUUGCCUAAGAUCCAGCCCCCCUCUCACGUUACCAACUAUUUAUAUAUCUUCCACGAUUUCCCCCUUAAACCAGCUCCUGGGACAACGUGCGAUUGGCUUCACUUGUCAUCUGAGAUUCAGGGUUAGCUGGUGUGUGUGUGUGUGUGUGUGUGUUUACUCUGAGAGUCCCGGCUGUUAAGCAGCGAUUGAUCCAGAUCGCUUUUAAAGACCCUUGCAUUUUUGGAAACUGUUUACUUUGAAAUCGAAGGUGCUUUGGAUAUAAUUCCAGCCUUUUGGAACUUGAAACCCCGCUACCAUGGAUCAUACAAUAUUUAGCUGCCUGCGCAGCUCGCAUGCCCCAGCCCAGAGUCUGCACCACUUCUCUCAGUCUCCACUAGCUCUGAACGGAAGAUCAGACCAUGUGGCUUUUCCAGACCUGUCUUCUUCUUGUAUCAUAGCUGGAUUUCCUAAUGAAGAAAACAUGUUUACAGCUCAGCGUCAUCAUCAUCACCUACAUCAUCAUCACCGGGGUCACCAACAGCAGCAGCAGCAACAACAUCCAGCUGCCCAAACUACCUGGCACAUCCCUCAGAUCUCCUCGCCCCCUCCGCUCGCCAGGCACGCUCUCUGUGUCCAGCCCGAGUCGGCCCCCCCUGAACUCGGGUCGAAUCCUUCAAACCUGGUGGACAGCAACCCGAACUUGACUUCCAACAAUCCUAACGUGGCAUCCUGUGUUCCUGGUGAUUACGGGAGGCCGCCGGUCACUCCCGUCGAGUCGGAGAAAAGGAACUCCAAGAGGAAAAAUGAUGGCUCAGUUAUAGAGACACAAGAAGGCAGUUACAAGGGAGAGGUGAACAGCAAACCAAGGAAGGAAAGAACAGCCUUCACCAAAGAACAGAUUAGGGAAUUGGAAGCUGAGUUUGCUCAUCACAAUUAUCUGACCAGACUGCGAAGAUAUGAGAUAGCAGUAAAUCUGGAUCUCACCGAGAGACAGGUGAAGGUGUGGUUUCAGAACCGGAGGAUGAAAUGGAAGCGGGUUAAAGGAGGUCAACAGGGAGCUGUUGCAAGGGAAAAAGAACUGGUUAAUGUGAAGAAAGGGACUUUACUGCCUUCCGAGCUCUCUGGGAUUGCCACAUCCGGUGGUCAUCAUGCUGGGGACAUUCUAUCGAAUGAUGAAAGCCAGGACAGUGAUCACAGCACCGAGCUUGGCCACUUGUGAUGUAUGGAGAAAGAGAGCAAGACUCAACAGAUACUCAGGAAAGUAAUGGCACAAGGAGGUGGCGAACCAUAUUGUCCUACAGCUUCCAUGCGCUGACUCCUUGUGGACAUGGUGCAAACAUCAGAGCCUCUGAGCAUUCCAUAUUUCCAUUUGGACAAUGGCAUGGUUUGUGAAUUUGUGCUUUGCCUUCCACUGUAAAUAAAAAAUGGAAGCAACAUUUAAAAGGCAAAAAUAAUUUUACAGAAUCCCAAGGAAGAACAGUGGGAAAGCAUUCGACUGUGUAAUCAGUGAAGCAAAAAUAAUAAACAUGUUUAUAAAGAAUGAGUACACAACCUUGCCAGAGAAGAAAUCCUCACCCAAUAAUGGGAAAUGUAGCAUUUCAAUGUAAUUGAAAAAUUUAAAUAGUGCUCUGAAAGAGACAGCUAUACGAUGCAGAUGCCUUCACCAGUAUUCUUAAUUAUAGGUGCAAUACUUAUUCAACUGCAAUAGAAAAGUAUCUAUUUAGGCAGCAGCCACACACAAGGUAUUGGUAUAUAUAUGUAUAUAUAGGAUUGUCUUGAUACAUACCAUAAGUGUUGAUAAAAUUUAACAAAUAAACAAUUGGCUCAAUGAAACUUUGAAACACCUUUAGCUUGGUGCUUCAGCUGAUAAUACCAAAGUCAAAUAAUAAUAGUUUACGUAGAACACAGAACAGUGCAGCCCAACAACAGGCCCAUUGGUCCACAAUGUUAGUGCCAAGCAUGAUGCCAAGCCCAUCUACCUGUGCUUAAACCAUAUCCCUCCAUUCCCAGCAUGUCCAUGUGGUUAUCCAAAAGACUCUUGAACGCCAUUAUUGUAUCUGCCUCAACCACCAACCCUGGUAGCAUGUUAUAGGCACUCAUCACAUUCAGUGUAAAAAAGUUGCCCCACACAACUACAUUCAACUUUGCCCCCCUUAAAGUUAUGCCCUCUUGUAUUUGAUUUUUCCAUCUUGGGAGAGAGGUUUAGACUUCCUACAUAUUUGUGUCAUUCAUAAUUUUCCGUACUUCUCUCAGGUCUUCCUUCAACCUCCGGCAUUCCAGAGAAAACAAUCCAAGUCUGUCCAACCUCUCUCUAUAGCUAAUACCUCCCAUAUCCAGGGAUUAUUCUGGUAAACCUCCUCUGUACCCUUUUCAAUGCCUCCACAUACUUUAUACAAUGGGGUGAUCAGAACUGCAUGAAAUAUUCCCAAUGCGGCCUAACCAAAGUCGUAUAACGCAGUGUCAUGACAUCCUGACUCUUGUGGUCUUAGUUUAGUUUGUUAUCCUGUUAUCACCUCAUACAUAUCAGAGAUACGAGUCAACAGUCAACUAUCGGAAAUCUAAUUUCUACUUUGGCUACUUUUGUUUCCUGUGCUGAACUGUUCUCUGUUCUAUGUCUGCCAGAUAUAGAGCUGUUCAAAUUGCACUCUAGAAUGUUUUGGCCCUGAAGUAAUUGUUUGGCUAUGUUGUUCAGAAUAACGUGACACAACAAAGGAUUUACAUUAAAUGUUACACGAUUUAUUGAAGUGUAAUAACUUGCUAAAUAAUGUGCACAUCUAACCAAAUCACAUUUCAUCCAUUGCCUUGUUUAUGGUAUGUAUAGAAUGAAGAGCAAUCAGGAGUGAAGUACACAUUUAUGGCUCAAUUAAAAAAUGGAAGAUUUAUCACGAGAUGGAAUGAUAAUAACUUGGUGUUAGAAUGAAGUGAAUGACAAAUGGAGUGUGGUCUCAUAUGUAAUGCCUAAUGACAGGAUGAACCAAAUGGCUGAAUAUUCUUUUCUCGUUCCUGCUUUAUUAUGUAUAAUCAAUAAAAUUAACAGCAGAAAGGUUUAUAAAUGCUGUCUGAUUUCAGAGAUUAGAUAAUUCACACUUGUUUUAUUUUAUUUUGUACAUAUAGUACUUCAUUAAAAUUAAAAUUGAUAUAUUGAAUGUGUUCACAAUAUGAAAUGCAUCCCAAAAU